Messenger RNA from Dromiciops gliroides (monito del monte), 3111 nucleotides. It is a transcript of the gene SLC17A7, whose product is annotated as solute carrier family 17 member 7. The record is from RefSeq and is a predicted model, not a curated record. The transcript has 12 exons. Bases 133 to 1881 code for a protein of 582 amino acids. Gene Ontology annotation, biological process: regulation of synapse structure or activity; monoatomic anion transport; transmembrane transport. Gene Ontology annotation, molecular function: L-glutamate transmembrane transporter activity; neurotransmitter transmembrane transporter activity. NCBI's taxonomy places the organism in Eukaryota, Metazoa, Chordata, Mammalia, Microbiotheria, Microbiotheriidae. Gene Ontology annotation, cellular component: synaptic vesicle membrane; excitatory synapse.
CAGGGGCGUCCACAUCCCCCGGCAGCGGAGCCGGAGCCGGAGCCCGAGCAGGAGCCGGGCGGGGGCAGCGUGGGCCGGGGCUGGGCCGGGCCGGGCCGGGCCGGGCCGGACCGAGCCAGGGGAGCCGGAGCCAUGGAGUUCCGGCAAGACGAGUUUCGGAAGCUGGCGGGCCGCGCCCUGGGCCGCCUGCACCGGCUUCUAGAGAAACGGCAGGAAGGCGCGGAGACUCUAGAGCUGAGCGCAGAUGGUCGGCCGGUGGCUUCUAGCGGGGCUACAGGGCGGCAGCGGCCCGUGCUGGACUGCACGUGCUGGGGGCUCCCCCGCCGCUACGUCAUCGCUGUCAUGAGCGGCCUAGGCUUCUGUAUUAGCUUCGGCAUCCGCUGCAACCUGGGCGUGGCCAUCGUGUCCAUGGUGAACAACAGUACGGUGCACAAGGGCGGCCACGUGACCGUGCAGAAAGCCCAGUUCAGCUGGGACCCUGAGACCGUGGGCCUCAUCCACGGUUCCUUCUUCUGGGGCUACAUCGUCACCCAGAUUCCCGGGGGCUUCAUCUGCCAGAAGUUUGCGGCCAACAGGGUCUUCGGCUUCGCCAUAGUGGCCACGUCUACCCUCAAUAUGCUGAUCCCCUCCGCUGCCCGUGUCCAUUACGGCUGCGUCAUCUUCGUGCGAAUCCUGCAGGGGCUUGUGGAGGGCGUCACGUACCCGGCCUGCCACGGGAUCUGGAGUAAGUGGGCCCCACCCCUGGAGCGCAGCCGCCUGGCGACCACCGCCUUUUGCGGCUCUUACGCUGGGGCGGUGGUCGCCAUGCCCCUCGCCGGAGUCCUCGUCCAGUAUUCGGGUUGGAGCUCCGUGUUCUAUGUCUAUGGAAGCUUCGGGAUCUUCUGGUACCUCUUCUGGCUCCUGGUGUCCUACGAAUCUCCAGCCCAGCACCCAAGCAUCUCAGAGGAGGAGCGCAAGUACAUUGAGGACGCGAUCGGCGAGAGCGCCCGCCUCAUGAACCCGCUCGCGAAAUUCAGCACACCGUGGCGUCGCUUCUUCACGUCCAUGCCAGUCUACGCCAUCAUCGUGGCCAACUUCUGCCGGAGCUGGACCUUCUACUUGCUGCUGAUCUCUCAGCCCGCCUAUUUUGAGGAGGUCUUCGGAUUUGAGAUCAGCAAGGUGGGACUAGUGUCCGCGCUCCCACACCUCGUCAUGACUAUAGUCGUCCCCAUCGGGGGCCAGAUCGCAGACUUCCUGAGAAGCCGCCACAUCAUGUCCACCACCAAUGUUCGAAAGAUGAUGAAUUGCGGGGGCUUCGGCAUGGAGGCUACGUUGCUCUUGGUCGUCGGCUACUCCCACUCCAAGGGUGUAGCUAUUUCCUUCUUGGUCUUGGCGGUGGGCUUCAGCGGCUUCGCCAUCUCAGGCUUCAACGUGAACCACUUGGACAUCGCCCCGCGCUAUGCCAGCAUCCUCAUGGGCAUCUCCAACGGCGUGGGCACCCUCAGCGGUAUGGUGUGUCCCAUCAUCGUGGGGGCCAUGACCAAGCACAAGACCCGGGAGGAGUGGCAGUACGUAUUCCUCAUCGCUUCCCUUGUGCACUAUGGGGGAGUCUUGUUCUAUGGCAUCUUCGCCUCUGGGGAGAAGCAGCCGUGGGCGGAGCCCGAGGAGCUGAGCGAGGAGAAGUCGGGCCUUGUCCAGCAUGAUCAGCUAGCAGGCAGUAGUGAUGAGAGCGACGGUCCAGACGAACCUGCCUUCUAUGCUGCUGCCUCUGGGGAGCCGGCUCCACCAGGAGCACCCCCUGGACCGGGCCCGGCGCUGGGUCCUGGGCCUCCGCCCUCCUACGGGGCCACCGGCAGAAGUCCUGCCCCGCCCGCCUGGCCCCCAACCCCAAGGGACUACUGACGCCCCAUCCCAACGCAGACUCCAUUCCCAGUGGUUUCAGGUCACCCAGUUACCCCCAAAUCCCACUUCGAUGUUUCUGCAGGGCUGCAGAUUGGCAGUUUCCAGGACCCCCAAAAGGCCUUCUGGGUCUCUAGGCACCCCCCUUCCCCUUUGCCUUAGUGGGUUUCUGAGCCUCCCACAGCCCCGGUAAUAAGAUUCCCUCUCAUAUCCUUUCCUUCUCAGUCCACUGAUGCUAACGGUCUUAACAGUUGGUUUCAAGGCUAGUCCUUCCCAGGGGACACUCGAAAGCCUCUCUCAGUUUCCCAGGUGUUUCAAGACCGUUUCCCCUAAACACUCCAGAGAGGACACUCCCGGCAUCCCAAUCUUCAGAGAGAUUUCAGCCCAAACUUGGAAUCAGGGGCCUUCCUUGUGAGUUUUCAAAAUCCCUCCUCCAGGAGAUUCAAGUUCCCCGCUUCCUCCUUGCCCAGUUGAAUGUUGCCAAUCACAGGAGAGGUUGGGCUGAAGCUCCGCCCAUUCCUCCUCCCCUCCCUCCCAAUCCGUUCCAGGGAUUGAUUCUCACCAGCGUUUCUGUCAGAGAGCAACGGUUUCAAGCUCCCUUCUAGCAACGCCCCACUUUCCCCAGCUAUUUCUAGGGCUCACUUCUGCUACAGCACUAACCAGAUGCCAGUUUUAAAGCCCCCCCUUUCAAUGGUCAGAGGAGAUUUUGAAACUACAACCCCCCCUCCCAGCUCCAGGCCCUCAUAGAAAAACUCUCAUGGCUUUAUCAGUUGUGGUUUCAAAGUUUCUCUACAAACAAAAACCAGAAUGGGGACUUCUCAGGCUUCUUAAUUGUGGUUUCUAGGUCCCCCGGAGCCACCUACAUGGUGGUUUUGAGUUAAGCCCCGAGUCUCCUCCCGGCCCUGCCCCACUAGCCAGCGCCUCUCCAACCGAGGGGGCCCUUGGCAGCCGCAUUCAGAGAUGGUCUGAGGCUCCCUUAGUCCUUGCACUUUAUUCCUCCCCUGCUCCAUCCUCCAUGCCCAGCGCCUUCGCCGUGGUCUCCCAAAAAUAUUUCCAAGGCCUAAGGCCUUCUGGGCAGGAGGGACCUACAGCCGGGGUCCCUUCCCUUUCUAGCCCAAGGCUGACUAUGGUCCCGGAGGACCCCAACUGGGGGGAGGGGGGAGGGGCCAGUUUGUGAGUGUGUGAGUGUGUGCCAGGUCUGGUCAGAAUAAAAUACUGUCGUGUCAAUGUAGA